AACUGGGUCAUAGAAACUCCUGUGCCGUGGUCAUGAAACGAUUGGGUGUGGAGCACAUUGGCCUGGUUUCUGAUCGCAGCUCACGUAUUUGACAUCGCGUUGAAAGCACCGCUUGGGUUGUGCUGUUAGCAAUGUGUGCUUUGGUCACUCCCAAGACAAACAAAAAGGAAAUGUCUAUCAGUUUAAUGGGAGGUGUGGGGGUGACGGGUUUUAUUUAUAUAUUUAUUUUUUUUACUGACAAAAAUUUGAACUGCCCAAAUUUAUCUCUGAGGAAUUUUGAAGAUUAAAAAAAAUUACAAAUUUGAAAAAGUUGAAGAAUUGCUUCCAUGAAAAUUUUUGUUGUCGUUUUUUCUGCCCACAUUUAAUUUAUUCUUAACACAAUCUGAGACCAGACAACAUACACGCACGCGUUAGCACACACCGACCCUGUCUCAUUCUUUGUGCUGUGUGAACAGGACUCGUCCUUAUCUGUGCGCAGCUGCAACACUAUUUGGGAAAAUAUUCAAUUUCUGUGUGACAGAGGAGAACCUGGGAGGCAAGGCUCUGAGCAAACAGCAGUUAUUGCGGCUCUGCCAUAGCAGCGGAGAGCAAGGCCUGGCUGGGAGAGAGGGGGGAUCUGCGGACGUCUGCCAAGGGAAGGAGUAAUGUCUCGGCUGGAUUAUAGGAGAGCGAAGCACAUCCACACUUAAAAGCCCCCUUUUCCAACAAGACAGGGCUGUUAUUUAGGGAUGGUGUGGGUAAACAUGCUGGAGCAAUAUAUCUCCUCCAUAUGGGCUGCUGUUGUCCUUGACAAUUGUGACUUGCUGAAAGUGAGAAAAGUUUUACUCCCUUUUUUUUUUUUUUUUCCCAAAAAAUAAUUCCAUGUUGGAAUGUGGGCGUCCUUCAGUAAAUUCAGACUGACAUUCUUCCGGCGAAGUACUAAAGUGGUAAGCUUAACAUUUGAAUGUAUCAUUUUCAGGGGCUGCAUUUUAGAUCGAAGAAAUGAUUUACAUACCUGUUGUGCGGACUCACAUUUAGAAGUACCGUGAGCUGUGAUUCUCUCGAAGAAAACUAUAGGAGGUAGAAAGAGUAUGCUAAAACGAAUGGUAAGAAGAAUGGUUUAGUGUGUAAAAACAGAACUAAGUAUAGGUUAUAAAAACAAAAAAAAGUCUUUUGCUAAUUUGUAUAGAUAUUGAUAUGCGUUGAGUUAAUUUGGAGAAGCUGCUCGGUUGAAGGCUGUUGGAAUUCAGUUUAAAAAGCAGCAUUGAUUUUAAGGGACUGAAUAUAUGAAAAUGUAAAGACAAACAGGGAAUCUUGCAAGUGAAUGUAUUCCCAGGCGCGGUGCGGCUACUGAGAAAAUAUGUAUAGAUAGAAAUUGUAAUUCUAGAUUUUAAAUUCACACGUCGCUACAUAUUUUGCUCUAUAUGAUUAUUUGGUAACCCAGUUGCUUUGGAAGUCUGAGGCUUUGAUAAAUGAUAUUUUAUUGUACAGUGUUUAGUUGUGGAGUGUGGAAGCUUUGUUCCUGUAAUGUAGCUGCCAAGUCAGAUGGAGUUGAGCGUCUGGUCUGGGAGUUUCAGAGGAAUAUCACAGGCAUGGGAAGUUGCUAAAAACUAAGCUAAUCAACAAAAUAAUUGUCUGUUCAAUUGCUGCCAUGCCAGAGACAUCAAACACUGCCGAGUUUGAAAAAACAAUCAAAUUAUCUCUUAAUGAUUGCUCACGCUGACAGACAAGUGCUUACGAGCUGGUUCUGUUUGUCAGCGACAUAUGUGCGGAAGAAUGGAGUAACUCGGCCGCUUGCUCAUAAAUUCUGUAUACUCUUUAAUAAUCUAUGUAGAUAUCCAUCAUCACCUGUAAUAAAAACAAUUUCAUCUUAUUAUGUGGUUUUUGGCAUUGAAACAGAGAGAACUGUAUUAGUCUAUUAAUUUCCUGCAGUGAUUUCUGAAUCCUGCUGUUUUUAUCCUCACAGUACCCUCCAUGUGUGGUCUACAAAAAUGUUUCUAUUUCCUCUCCAAACUAAAGUUCGGCCCCUAUGCCUUCCCUCUCUCUUUCUUUCAUUCUCCCCCACUCCUCCCUCCCCUUCUUUCUCUGUCUUUCUCUCUCUCUGCGCAGAUAAUGUCUCUGCAAAUGAUUUAACCGCCCUCGUUGAGGCUCCUUCCAGUAAUUGAACAAGCAGAGACUGGGCGCUUUACAGGAAAACAAUAGUCACAUUAUCUCAGAUCUCCACUACUACCACCGAGAUCCGACAAUACACUACAGUGGACUGGACUUUGCGGACUACUUCGAGACUCUGAAUCAAAGAAAAGAAUCAGGAAACUGGUUUUAGUAAUUAAGACGAGUGUGAGGACUGCAGCUUCUACUACAUCUGGUGAGGGGAUCAAUGAUGAGCAUCUCUGAGACCAGGUGGUUUGGACUUUUCUAACCAGAAUUUCUUAGUCUCAACACAAACCUGCCAUAAACCAUCAACACCCGGCACCAUGGCAUGCUCGCUGUGGAAACUACACACUUUCUGCUGGUUUCUCAUCACCUUUGCUCAAGUCCACUCCACAGAGGGGUUUAGUCGAGCCGCCCUGCCAUUUGGCUUAGUGCGGAGAGAGCUGUCUUGUGAGGGUUACCCCAUCGAUCUGCGGUGUCCAGGAAGUGAUGUCAUAAUGAUCGAAAGUGCCAACUAUGGCCGAACAGAUGACAAGAUCUGUGACGCCGACCCUUUCCAGAUGGAGAACGUCAACUGCUAUCUUCCAGAUGCCUACAAGAUCAUGUCACAAAGAUGCAACAAUCGGACCCAGUGCAUAGUGAUCACGGGUUCAGAUGUCUUCCCUGACCCCUGCCCAGGCACGUACAAGUACCUGGAGGUCCAGUAUGAAUGUGUGCCCUACAGUCCAUGCCCAACCAGAAUAGGACCAAGAACACAGAAUGUAUCCUAUCGCAACUGUCCUGAAGUGGAGCAAAAAGUUUUUCUUUGUCCUGGGACUCUGAAAGCUGUCGGUGAUCCUUCCUUUCUAUUUGAAGCGGAGCAGCAAGCAGGUGCCUGGUGCAAAGACCCACUGCAAGCCGGUGACAAAAUCUACUUCAUGCCUUGGACUCCUUAUAGGACAGACACUCUAAUUGAGUAUUCCUCCCUGGAUGACUUCCAAAACGCUCGGCAAACCAUCACCUACAAGCUGCCUCACCGGGUGGAUGGGACAGGAUUUGUUGUCUACGAUGGAGCCGUGUUUUUCAACAAGGAGCGUACCCGCAACAUUGUGAAGUUCGACCUGCGGACCCGAAUAAAAAGUGGUGAGGCAAUCAUCAACAAUGCUAACUACCACGACACGUCACCCUACAAGUGGGGAGGCAAAACAGACAUUGACCUGGCGGUGGAUGAGAAUGGGCUGUGGGUGAUCUACGCCACAGAGCAGAACAACGGCAUGAUGGUAAUCAGCCAGUUGAACCCCUACACUCUGCGAUUUGAGGCUACCUGGGACACAGCCUAUGAUAAGCGCUCAGCCUCCAAUGCCUUCAUGGUUUGCGGAGUACUGUAUGUGGUGCGCUCCACCUAUGAAGACAAUGAAAGUGAAGUCAGCAAGAGCUUGAUUGAUUAUAUUUACAAUACCAAACUGAACCAUGGGGAAUACGUUGACAUCCACUUUCCCAACCAGUACCAGUACAUUGCAGCUGUGGAUUAUAAUCCGCGAGAUAACCAGCUCUAUGUGUGGAAUAACUUUUACAUCCUAAGAUACAAUCUGGAGUUUGGCCCACCUGACCCAGCACAUGCUCCGCCACUGUCAGAAGUCACCACAUCCCCCCAAACGCAGAGAACUACAACCACCACUACUACAACCACUGUGCACUGGGGUGUGGCCAAUACUACCACCACAACAGGGCUCAAAGAGGGCAGCAAGGGAGCGUUCAAGCCUCCUCCUGUUAUUCCACAGACUACUUCCCCUCCACCCCUCGAGUCCUUCCCUCUACCUGAGCGCUUCUGCAAGGCCACUGAGAAAAGAGACAUAAUGUGGCCUCAGACCCAGAGGGGCAUGCUUGUGGAGCGACCUUGUCCCAAGGGAACGCGAGGCACAGCUUCUUAUUUAUGUGUCCUUUCCACUGGGGACUGGCACCCGAAGGGCCCAGAUCUCAGCAACUGUACCUCCCACUGGGUCAACCAAGUAGCCCAGAAGAUCCGCAGUGGUGAAAAUGCAGCUAACUUGGCCAAUGAGUUAGCCAAACACACCAAAGGCCCCAUCUUUGCCGGGGACGUCAGCUCCUCUGUACGCCUGAUGGAGCAGCUGGUGGACAUCCUGGACGCUCAGCUGCAGGAACUCAGACCCAGCGAGAAGGAUUCCGCAGGACGGAGCUUCAACAAGCUUCAAAAACGAGAAAGGACAUGCAGGGCAUACAUGAAGGCCAUUGUGGACACGGUAGAUAACCUUCUGCGACCAGAGGCCCUGAAGUCCUGGCGGGACAUGAACAGCACCGAACAGACGCAUGCAGCCACCAUGUUACUGGAUACUUUGGAGGAAGGGGCCUUUGUCCUUGCUGACAACCUCAUGGAACCCGCCAUUGUCAAAGUUCCCGCAGACAACAUAAUCCUGGAUGUAUAUGUGCUAAGUACCGAUGGCCAGGUCCAGGAUUUCAAAUUCCCACAAUCCAGCAAGGGUGGGAUCUCAAUCCAGUUAUCAGCCAACACUGUUAAGCUCAACAGUCGGAAUGGAGUUGCCAAGCUGGUUUUUGUGCUCUACAAAAACCUCAGCCAGUUCCUCAGUACAGAAAACGCCACCAUCAAAAUGGCCAAUGAAGCCUACGGCCGCAACGUGUCGGUGGCCGUCAAUUCUGAUAUCAUCGCCGCCUCAAUCAACAAGGAGUCCAGCCGUGUAUUCAUUAAUGACCCAGUGAUUUUUACCCUGGAGCACAUUGAUAUGGAGCACUACUUCAACUCCAAUUGCUCCUUCUGGAAUUACUCUGAGAGGAGUAUGAUGGGCUACUGGUCCACCCAAGGCUGCAAACUCCUGGACUCCAAUAAAACACACACCACCUGCUCAUGCAGCCACCUUACCAACUUUGCCAUCCUCAUGGCACACCGUGAAAUCUCAGCCAACCUUGGAACACACGAGCUGCUCCUGACUGUCAUCACUCGCGUCGGCAUCGUGGUGUCCCUUGUCUGCCUCACCAUCAGCAUUUUCACCUUCUGCUUUUUCCGGGGCCUGCAGAGCGAUCGCAACACCAUCCACAAGAACUUGUGCAUUAAUCUCUUCAUCGCAGAGUUAAUAUUCCUAAUUGGUAUCGAUAUGACGGAACCUAGGAUUGGAUGUGCCAUCAUCGCGGGGAUCCUCCACUUCUUCUUCCUGGCCUCUUUCUCGUGGAUGUGUCUUGAGGGCGUCCAGCUGUACCUCAUGCUUGUGGAGGUGUUUGAGAGCGAAUACUCACGGAAGAAGUACUACUAUGUGUCUGGUUACCUCUUUCCUGCCAUUGUGGUUGGCGUCUCUGCAGCUAUCGACUACAGGAGCUACGGGACCAAGAAAGCGUGCUGGCUAAGUGUGGAUAAUCAUUUCAUAUGGAGUUUUAUCGGACCUGUCACCUUUAUCAUCAUGCUCAAUCUCAUCUUCCUGGUGAUCACGAUGUACAAAAUGGUGAAGCACUCUACCACCCUGAAACCAGACUCUAGCCGACUGGAGAAUAUAAAUAAUUAUCGCGUUUGUGAUGGCUACUAUAAUACAGAUUUACCUGGCUAUGAAGAUAAUAAACGGUUUAUCAAAUCCUGGGUCAUGGGUGCAUUCGCCCUGCUGUUCCUGCUGGGUCUCACGUGGUCCUUCGGCCUCUUCUUCAUCAGCGAGGCCUCCAUUGUCAUGGCGUACCUCUUCACCAUAUUCAACACCUUCCAAGGAAUGUUUAUCUUCAUAUUCCACUGCCUCCUCCAGAAAAAAGUCCGCAAAGAGUACAGCAAGUGCUUCCGCCACACGUACUGCUGCGGCGGGCUGCCGACUGAGAGCUCGCACGGCUCUGCAAAGACCUCCACCACACGGACCAGCGCACGCUACUCUUCUGGUACACAGAGCCGUAUCAGGAGAAUGUGGAAUGACACCGUAAGAAAGCAAUCUGAGUCCUCCUUUAUCUCAGGUGACAUCAACAGCACCUCCACCCUUAACCAAGGAAUGACCGGAAAUUAUCUACUAACAAAUCCUCUUCUGCGACCACAAGGCACUAACAACCCUUAUAACACCUUACUGGCUGAGACAGUCGUAUGUAACACCCCCACGGCUCCAGUGUUUAACUCGCCAGUGACCUACAGAGAGACAAGGCACUCACUGAACAAUGCGGUGAGGGAUACAAGUGCAAUGGAUACUCUACCGCUAAAUGGUAACUUUAAUAAUAGCUACUCGCUCCGCAAUGGGGACUUUGGCGACAGUGUGCAGGUAGUAGACUGUGGCCUCAGUCUGGACGAUGCUGCCUUCGAGAAAAUGAUCAUCUCUGAGCUAGUACACAACAACCUGCGUGCCUGUAACAAAAGCCACCAACAGCAACAGCAGCAGCACCACAGUUUACAUCACCCACCCCACCAUCAGCGGCCGCCGCAGUACCACCAUCACCACCACACGGAGCGGGCUCCUCCCAAGGUGACGGUGGUAGGUGGCAGCAGCAGCGAAGAUGAUGCUAUCGUAGCCGAUGCUUCAUCUUUGGUCCACGUGGGUGACACGGUGGGCCUCGAGCUGCACCAUCAGCAGGAGCUGGAGGCGCCGCUCAUCCCCCAGCGGACUCACUCGCUUCUGUAUGCACCCCAGAAGAAGGUGAGGACCGACGGAGGAGUCGAUACCUUUGUCAGCGAGCUGACACCCACCAACCCCGAAGAAAGUCUCCAAUCCCCAAACAGAGACUCCUUGUACACUAGUAUGCCUAAUUUGAGAGACUCUCCGUACCCUGAGAGCAGCCCCGAUGUUGUGGAGGACCUGUCCCCUUCCAAGAGGAGUGAGAAUGAGGACGUUUACUACAAGAGCAUGCCUAACUUAGGGGGUGGCCACCAGCUCCAAGCCUAUUACCAGAUAGGCAGAGGCAGCAGCGAUGGUUUCAUUAUUCCCAUUACUAAAGAGGGCUGCAUCCCCGAAGGCGACGUACGAGAAGGACAGAUGCAGUUAGUGACAAGCCUUUAAACGUAUUUAAAUCAUCCCCAAACCCCUUCCUGUCUUUUUGCAGCUCUGACCUCCUGGAGGACGCACUCGUAAAGGGAAGGGAAAGGGUUGUUUUAUUUUUGAAGAGAGCCUAAAAGCCCCGUCAUCUACACAAGCCAUUUACAAACCACCCUCAUCUGCAUUGCCAUCUCCCUUCUCCCCGAUCACGCCACUCUUCCUACUUUCCCCGUAGACCAACAGACUUGGAGCACAGCAAUGGCAGUGCAAAGUUUUAAUGAGACUGUACAUAAAAUGCAGAGUCAGAUUUCAAUUCUAAGAGACAAGCCAACUAUGUAUUUAAAUGUGCUGCUGCUGUUGAAUAAUUGAGAAAAAUUUAAGGUACGAAAACAGAAAAAAAGGAAAAAAAAAAAAAGAAACAUUACUGACAGCAAUUUCCCAGUAAAGGGUUGUACAUACACUCCCCAACAUCCUAGACAAAGCCUGUUUUUGUUUUUGUUUUUUUGUUUUUUUUCCAAUUGUAAGCAAAACAACACCCCUGGACCAGGACAUGGACAUGUUUGUAAAAAUGUUCCUGAUCAGACUGUUAGAAAAGGAAUAUAAGGUCCUGGUCGCUCUCCACCACCACGAAGUUUGGAUUGUAUAACCACUAGCAAUCAAGCCCCUGGCCUUAUAUUUUCUCAACUGUACCUUGAACUGUUGUCAAGGAAAAUGGCUAAAAUAUAUAUUUUGUUGUAUUGCUAGUGUAAAAUAAAAAUUCAUGGGAAACCGUAAAUAUGAAGAAACCUUUUAAUUGCAAAAUUUAACGUUUGAGAGACUAUUGUGUAGAAGUUGCACAUAUGUUAUACAGUGUGUUUAUGGUUCCAACACUUCAUCCAUGGUAGUAUGUUUGAACGUAAAGGCUUAUAAAAAGAAAGGAGUCAACAAAUUACAAAGAUGCAUUAUCACUCUUUCCACUUGUGAACAGUGUUUUUUGCUUAAUGAGUUCCAUUGAUAUUGCCCAUUGAAAUACGUUUAUUUGACUUUGCCAAAGUGGCAUUACUUUAGUAGAAUGGGAAUGCAAAUACCCAGUUAAGGUGAUUCAUGCAUUGCACAGUUUUUUUGUGUAAUUCUGAUUGAGCUAGAUCUUUUCAGCAGUCAUGGCAGAGUGGUGGGCAAGCGCAACUGAAAUGAAACGACUUUUGAAAAUAAAGUUUCUAUCAUAAAUGUAGUUUUUCCGCUUGGGUUUGGAUAUUUUAUUUAUUAAAAUCUUUCCAAAAAAUAAAUGGGAAAUGUGUGAAUAUUUUCCAGCACUGGUAUACAUUGCUGUACUGUAGCUCACAGUUUUAGUUUUCUUUGUUUUGUUUUGUUUUUUUAAUGUAAAACAUUUUACCAAGGGGGCUCAUCACUUAAGACUGAUGUAAAGUUCAACACUUGUUUAACAAAUAAAAUAAAUGUGAGAUUUUUUGUCAAAUGCCAGUUGCUUUUUAAUGGUUUGUGUUUUUGGUACUAUUUGAGAAAGCAGGUUUCAUUAUUUUGCUAUGGACAAAAUACACUUUUGACUCAGGUUAUAAGUAAGUCCCGAGCACCUUGAAAGGCAAAUUGGUAAAUUUAUUUUGUAGAGGAUUUAUUUGCAUUAUGUUCUGUUAUUACUUCAGUCGCUGCAGAGUAGAGAGAACUCAUUCCACCGUAUGUGUUAGAGAAGCCAAAUUUUUAUGUGAUUCAAAGAUGAGAAACUCAGGUAGGAAAAUUGCAUUGUAAAUGUUCCUCUGUGUGGUUGUAACACUAAUAAAGGUUCAAAAAUGA
This is a messenger RNA of Mugil cephalus (flathead mullet), 8855 nucleotides long. It is a transcript of the gene adgrl2a, whose product is annotated as adhesion G protein-coupled receptor L2a. Gene Ontology annotation, cellular component: neuron projection; membrane. The transcript is spliced from 28 exons. The record is from RefSeq and is a predicted model, not a curated record. The coding region runs from base 2454 to 7094 and encodes 1546 amino acids. Gene Ontology annotation, molecular function: carbohydrate binding; G protein-coupled receptor activity. Gene Ontology annotation, biological process: adenylate cyclase-activating G protein-coupled receptor signaling pathway; cell surface receptor signaling pathway; brain development. Lineage: Eukaryota; Metazoa; Chordata; Actinopteri; Mugiliformes; Mugilidae.